Messenger RNA from Phytophthora nicotianae INRA-310, 771 nucleotides. RefSeq lists its product as hypothetical. The transcript has 5 exons. The record is from RefSeq and is a predicted model, not a curated record. The coding region runs from base 1 to 366 and encodes 121 amino acids. NCBI's taxonomy places the organism in Eukaryota, Oomycota, Peronosporomycetes, Peronosporales, Peronosporaceae.
AUGAAAACCAUUGUAGCGUUCUAUGCCCCCGAUCCGAGCAACGGCGAAGACGAGAAGACCCUCGUGAAGAAGGAGCCGACCAGUCAGAAGGGGGCUAUUUCGUUCUCAGCGCAGCAGAACGGGCCUCACUGGGUCUGCGUCAGUCUGGACUCGUCCAACUACGCUCUUCCGGACGAUGCAUCGAUGCGCUUUGCAUUGAAGCUGAGCAUGGGCACGAGUCACGAAGAGUACCAGAACCUGGCGAAGAAGAAUCAGAUGGAUGAUCUUCACUUGGAAAUCAUGAAGCUUCGAGAUCGUGUCAGCGCUAUUCAGCGCAACCAAGACUAUGCCAAGGUUCGACGAUCGAUCUGCAUCAGUAUGUGUUGAACGCUAUGGUUCCUGACUGGUGACGACUUUUUGGUUGUUUUGCUAUCUGAAACAGGAGAAGAGCAUGACACUACAAUCGUCGAUUGAGAGCAGCAACCACCGCGCUACUUGGGUGUCUGUGCUACAGAUUGCCAUACUACUUGCCACUGGCUUCUAUCAGGCUAAGCACCUUCAAACAUACUUUCACAAGAGGAAGUUGGUGUAAUGCAGGCAUCGAAAGCUCCCAGCUCCGAGUUUUUUUCUUCGGGAAAAGACAAAUAUACGUCCUUGUAGGGAAAAUCCGGUUUGGAGUCCGAUUUUAUAAAUAGUACGUUUGUGUUUUGAUAAGCUAACAGCAAAACAAUGCUGUGUAUGAGAGACAACGUCGCGUUGUGCACGAAGAAGCUCUAAAAUUUGAAAAGCAAU